AUGGGGGCUCUUUUUGAAACUCAUAUCAAGAAAGAAUCGGAUUCUACGUUUAUCAAUCGUCUUCCUCCAUGGCGUUCAGAAGAUAACUUCAUUGCCAAUGAAUCAGGUCGUAUUCUCGUCUUUUGGGACCCUUCCCUCUCUGUUGUAAUUUACCACAAAUCUGAUCAGAUGAUCAUGUGUGGUGUUUUUGUUCCUCAAUUGCAACACUACUUCACUGUUUCAUUCAUCUACGCUUUCAAUUGUCAUCUACUUUGGCAAGAGCUUGCUGAUCUUAGAGGCUCUUCCCCCACCUCUUCCCGUCCAUGGAUCCUUGCUGGAGACUUAACCAAAUCCUUAGUCAAUACGAGUACUCGUCAAUUCCCCAAACUCUCGCCCCUACUACCGGCAUGCAGGAGAUGCGAAGUUGUUUAG
Molecule: messenger RNA, 411 nt
Organism: Arabis nemorensis
Lineage: Eukaryota; Viridiplantae; Streptophyta; Magnoliopsida; Brassicales; Brassicaceae
Source: the annotation of a GenBank genome assembly